Actinia tenebrosa (Australian red waratah sea anemone) is the source of this 2645-nucleotide messenger RNA. RefSeq names its product organic cation transporter protein. Gene Ontology annotation, cellular component: membrane. The record is from RefSeq and is a predicted model, not a curated record. Gene Ontology annotation, biological process: transmembrane transport. Lineage: Eukaryota; Metazoa; Cnidaria; Anthozoa; Actiniaria; Actiniidae. Gene Ontology annotation, molecular function: transmembrane transporter activity.
GCAAUAUAAGUUACCGACCCAUAUAGACCAAUUGUAUGUAUUUUGAUUGUCACUUCUCUACUUGAAGUUCUGUUACGUCAUUCAUUUAAAUUUCAAAGGAAGUAAAAACAAGUCUCGACAGACGUCGCAGUAACAUGGAAGGCCAAGUACCCCAAAAGAAUCGCCUCCAACUAGAUGACGUUUUUCAAUGGGUCCGCUCGUUUGGAAGCUAUCAAAAGAUCCUUUACAUAGUUGGGAAUUUGCUUCUAACGCCCAUUUCCUUACAGUUCGCGUUGUUAGUGUUUGGAACGGGAACUCCAAAGUUUCAUUGUAGUUCUCCCAACUCCACGUGUCCGUCGGGAAAAUGUUGUGAUAACUGUACAAGUUAUACUUUUGAUGGUCCAUUUACGAGCGCCGUAUCCGAGUGGAACCUUAUCUGUGACCGUGCCCACAUCGGUGCGACAGUCCAGUCAUGUUUCUUCAUUGGAAUGUUACUUGGUUCCAUACCUGGUGGAUGGUUGUCGGACACAUUUGGCAGACGAAUUUGUAUAAUAGUCGGCCUCUCGAUGAUGUUUGUCUCUUCCAUUGGAACGUACUUCGCCGACUGUCCUUCUCUACUCGCCUUGCUUCGGCUCUUCGUCGGUUUUUUCCUUGUCUCCCUUAUGCUUUGUCAAUAUGUGUACAUCAUCGAGAUCGUUGGACCACGUAGGCGAACAUUUUCUGGUAAAAUACAGGAUUUCUUUUGGGACUUCGGGGAUGUGAUUUCAUUCCUUUUGGCAUACCUUAUUCGUGACUGGAGAAUGUUAACAUUGAUAUCUACGUUGAUUAUCAUCCCAUUCAUUUUGUGCUGGAGGUUUGUACCGGAGACAGUACGAUGGCUUGUGGCCAACAAUCGUCUGGACGAGGCCUGCAACCAACUCAUGAAGUAUGGUGGAAGAAAGAAGCAGAAAUUAAACCGAGAUGAGCUGAUGAACCUCCUCGAGGAAGUACAAGAAAAUGAGAAGAUGGAAAAAGAAAGGAGGGGAAAAAGAAAACUUUCGCCACUUGAUUUGUUCAAAACACCGAAAAUCAGGAAACGAAGCUUCAUUCUUGGAUUCAACUGGUUCGUGAUCUCAAUGGUGUACUUUGGUUUCUAUCUUUACAUAACUGCCUUGUCUGGUAACAUCUACUUCAAUUUUCUCAUCAUGGGACUCCUCACUAUUCCUAACCUCCCUAUCUCUUACUUCCUGAUGGAAAAAUUCGGUCGUCGUAUUCCUUUCAUUGGAUACAUGUUCUUAAGCGCGUUACUUUGUCUGUCUGUACUUGUCAUCCCAGGAGAUAACAAGACAGCUGUCCUGGCCAUCGCCAUCAUUGGUCGUGUCUUGAACUCUUGUUGCUUCAACAAUGUCUACCUUUACACCUCUGAACUCUAUCCAACCGUUAUCAGGAAUGUCGGUAUUGGUUUUGGAUCGACUUGUGCAAGGAUUGGAGCCAUUUUAUCGCCAUACAUCGUGAUGCUGUCCCAGCUCCCAGGUCUUAAUGUAACUCUACCUGUAACAGUGUUCGGGAUUUGUGGCUUGUUCGCUUCAUUGCUGUCGUUAUGGUUACCCGAGACCCUCAACGCGACGAUGUCACAAACGGUGGAGGAAGCUGAGAUCGAGAAGGAAACAUUCGCGCUGCCUUGCCGAAUUGCUCGCAGCAGGCAUGCUCAGCAGGUGGAGAUGGAAAAGACUCCCGAAACAUCUGAGGAAAAGGAACUAAUGAAAGACGACGAGAGGAUAUAGAUCGUGGGAAAAUAUUUCGAGUUCAAGUCUAAUCGAUAAAUAGUCAUACGAAAACUGCUGUUUAACUACCGUUAACUUACGUCAACGAAUUACGAAUCGCUCUUUUUUGUUUUGUAGUAAAAAAAGGAAAAUUCCCGAUGGUGUUUCGCGAGAUUUCCUCUUAUUUUACAAGAUAUGACUUCAACACUUGGUCAAAAUUAAUUUAUAUACCUGUCCACUUGGUUACCGCCUUAUGAAGGAACAAAUUUUUAAACCUUGCAUUUUACUCUCUUUCAGAAAUCGAUGUAACUAAGUAUAUUGACAUUUUUAAAAUAUAAUUCCUUUUGGUUUAAGAAUCAACUCACGUUUUUCCUUGUUUUUGAGACCAUUUUUUUUAAAUCUCUUUUUCCUUAUCUUGAAUGUUGCCUUUUAGUUUUAAAUAUAAUCUAAUAUAGGUUUUCUAGUUUUCUUUCCAACGCGAUAAAUUCUAUUCCAAUUGUCAGUCGAAGAGUUUGGUCUAUGCCUUAGCCUUUAGCCUUGCCCUGACUCCGACCAACCCAGAGGUUUUUCCAGGGUUUGAUCUGUGAGUUAUUCACAUGCGAUUAGAUUUUCAAUUGAUUCUCUCCUUUAUAUUAGAGAAAGUUUUCUCCGGGUUUCUUCCCGUCACGAGACCAAAAAUCCCUGAUUAAUAAGACUCUUCAUCGACAAGUGGUUGGUAAACUCAGAAUGGCGAGUUUGUUAAUUUACAUCUUUUAUAAAACUUUCAAACGCUUUUCCUUAUAUAUUUACAUUUAAGACUUUUUUUAUUUACGUUUAUUUCUUAACACACAGUAUUACAACAUUAGCUUAAAAACGGUUAAAUUAAUAUUUACAACGUUGUAGCUAAGUAGAGUAUUCUACUGAAUAAAGAAAAAAUAUACAUUC